Talaromyces proteolyticus is the source of this 1157-nucleotide messenger RNA. RefSeq lists its product as uncharacterized. Bases 108 to 887 code for a protein of 259 amino acids. The record is from RefSeq and is a predicted model, not a curated record. The transcript has 3 exons. Lineage: Eukaryota; Fungi; Ascomycota; Eurotiomycetes; Eurotiales; Trichocomaceae.
AGCCAUUCCCUGUCUCCUACCACCUUCAAUACGCGCGCCUCCAACCUUUUUUUGCACACAUUUUGCUUAAGCGACUCAGCCCGACUUCAAAAGAAAACCCCUGCACUAUGGUGAGCACCAGACACCACCCAAGGGACUUCCCAGCUCCUACAACGCCUGGGAGCAUUCCAUCAUCACCUCCAAAUGAUGUCUCCAAGUCGGUCGCACGAUCGUCGCCAGCGCCGAACAGCAAUGUGCGCAAAGGCGUCCACACACCUUCCGCGGUAGUCCUCGUUUGGCUGUUGAUUUCAGUCCCUCUGGUAAUUUGGGAUUCGGGCUACAUCUUCCUGCGCCCACACAGUAUGCCCGGUGGGAAAUUCCACUCGCCCAUCUGGUCCCCGUACGCGCUUUAUGGUACUGUCGAUUAUGUCUAUGGCUGGCCUGCGUUCAAUGCGCGUAACGGGUUUACUGCGGCGCAGGGCGCUCUGAAUAUUGUUGAGACUGCGGCUUACAUUUUUUACCUGGCCGUGGUCUAUCUCCAUGGGACCUCCGCGACCAACACGGGUCGCGCAUCGACAAAGAAGGUCAAGAAGGGCCUGUCGUGGUUCCUUCUCGACGAGAAAGUGGUGCCUGGUCGCAUUGGCGGUCUUGCUCUGAUCAUCGCUUUCAGCGCUAGUAUCGCGACUUUGAGCAAAACAGUUUUGUACUGGCUCAAUGAAUUGUUCUCCGGCUUUGACAAUAUCGGGCACAACAACCUCUCCAACUUGGUCUUUUUAUGGAUUAUUCCCAAUGGCCUCUGGCUCAUCUUCCCAACUUACAUGAUCUAUGUACUCGGAGGUGAGAUUUUGUAUGCGCUCGAAGCUGCAGCCCCACGACCGGCGAAAGGAGGACGCGUCAAAAGCUCUUAAAUAACAUCUGCUUAUGAUUCUGGCCUUGCGCGCCAGGGUCCUCACUUGGAUCGCCUGGAGAUCACUCUCACGUAUAGGCGAUGAUUAUUAUAGACAGUGACCAAAGACGGAUAUGAAGAAUGGAUCUCAACAUUUCAAUGUGAUAUGUGAAUAAUUAUUAAAAGUCUUAUGAUCUGCAUCAUGCAGAAAUAUUUCUAUUUGAUAUAUUUGUACACUUCAAUAGCGUAAUAUUAUACUUACAACCUCUUAAUAAAAUCAAUCGAGCAAUCA